GGCCAGUCCAUCCCUGCCUUGAAGAAUUCUUCUGCUGCAGAUGUGCGUAAGAUAGCGAUUGAUUGGUGAAUGGUGAGUCAAACUGAGGAUGAUUGCCUCUAAACCCCAAGAGAACCAUGUGUUUGAAGCGGAGACCUUUGAAGCACUUGAGAAGAUUCGACAGAAUUUGCAAGACAAAAUUUUCUCUAUUGAAGGAUCACAAACAAGUGGAGAGUCACUGAAACUGGAAAUGUCACAGGAGGGAUUCAGAGCAGCUAUUGUAAAUGAGGGAAUCCAGAUGGCUAUGGUUGGUGCUAAUCAGUGGAGGGGAGGCUACAAGCGGUACACAGGACGAUGUACAAGAACUCUGAUCGAGAGGGACGAGUUUAUGUUUGCCCAUUGA
Messenger RNA from Melanotaenia boesemani (Boeseman's rainbowfish), 382 nucleotides. Its product is annotated as integrin alpha-M-like. Lineage: Eukaryota; Metazoa; Chordata; Actinopteri; Atheriniformes; Melanotaeniidae. The coding region runs from base 89 to 382 and encodes 97 amino acids. The record is from RefSeq and is a predicted model, not a curated record. The transcript is spliced from 3 exons.